AGAGUUGGAAUCACUGUCCACUCCACGCUUCAUUGCACGGUUAGUUAGCUGGGUCCUUAUUGAGACGGGAUAUCUCUAUAGUGGCCGUGCCAGGAUAACUCCCCGUCUUCAGCCGCCUGGUAGCUCCAGUUUUCUAAUCCACAGUUCUUCAUCCAAAUACCCCUCGUAUUCUUUCGAUGAGCGAAACUGCAUAAUAAGAAAUUCGACCAAGAUUUUCCUCCGCAGCUGUCUUUUUCAUUACACCGCGGUCGGACCAGGCUAAUACUAUGCAUUGGUUUAAUCUUUUGGGUAACGUUUGAUACUUGAACACGAAUUACUUGUGACUGUGGCGUAUAACGUUGGAUUAGCUAUCAUUAGGAACCGAUCUAGCGUUUGCUCGUAGUGACACGAAACAAUCGGUACGGCAUCGAAUCAGUAACGAUAGUGCACAAAACGGAAUGACUGAAGAACAUAGCAAGAAUCGGAUUGUUUUUAGUAUGUGACAGAAACGCAAACGGAAAGCGAAUGAUCCAGAGGUCUUCACCGAAUCAGCGGAGUGCGCUGUUAAGAGAUGCUGAACCAAAACCGAGUCUUCAAGAAAAAUUUCCAAGCCCCUGAUUAGAACCACCUCUUGUGUUUUAAGCUCUGAAUGCUACAAUCACUUUUAUUAUUUUUGCGUACAUAAUAAGUUGGGUAAUUAUAAAUAGAUUUUGUGUUGCCGUAUUUUUUAUUUUGCAAUAUUUCCGUUUCUCCAUAAUCAAACGGGGAUUUACUGAACUGUCACAGGGCUCUGCAUCAAUGGCAUUUUUAACGAAGAAGAAGAAGUUCAAGUUUCAGACUCAUUUUACGCUGGAGGAGCUAACGGCUGUGCCUUUCGUUAAUGGAGUUCUUUUCUGCAAGAUACGACUACUAGAUGGAGGAGACUUUGCAAGUGCUUCGUCCAGAGAGGAGGUUCAGGAGAACUGCGUUCGCUGGAAGAAGAAGUUCUCUUUCGUGUGCAAGAUGAGCGCUAACCCUGCGACUGGCGUGCUGGAUCCCUGCAUCUGCCGGGUCUCUGUGCGCAAGGAACUGAAAGGAGGGAAGACCUUUUCAAAGCUGGGCUUUGCUGACCUCAACCUGUCGGAGUUUGCUGGUUCGGGCUCCACCGUGCGCUGCUGCCUUCUGGAGGGCUAUGAUACCAAGAACACUAGACAGGACAACUCCAUACUGAAGGUAACCAUUGGGAUGACCCUCAUGUCUGGAGAUCCUUGCUUUAAAACGCCACCCAGCACAGCCAAGUCCAUCUCCAUUCCGGGGCAGGACCACUCCCUGCAGCUGGACUGCAAGGGGGAAGGUACCGGGGCCACACCCACCCCCACCGGGGGCAUCACCACGGGACGCUCUCUGAAAUCCAGGCCUUCUGUUUUGAGCUCAGGUCUGCCAGAGGAACCAGAUCAGAACUUGUCCAGCCCGGAUGAGGUGUUUCACACGGGCCACUCCCGAAAUUCCAGCUACGCCAGCCAGCAGAGCAAGAUAUCAGGUUACAGCACAGAGCACUCCUGUUCCUCCAGCCUGUCGGACCUCACCCACCGCCGAAACACUUCCACCAGCAGCAGUGCCUCUGGGGGGCUCAGCGUGAGCGUGGAGGGGGCACCCGAGGGGGAGAGGGAGCCAGGCCGCUCCGAAAGACCCCCUCGCCCCCCACGCCCCGUCCUACCGUCCAAUAGACCCUCCAGGAGGAAGAAGGACUCGGUGGAGAGCCACCCCACCUGGGUGGAUGACACUCGCAUCGACGCAGACGACAUCGUGGAGAAGAUCGUUCAGAGCCAGAACUUUGCCGAUGUCAGCAACAAUGAAGACAGCAACCUGAGACUGUUUGUCAGCAGAGAUGGGACCACAGCCUUGAGCGGGAUUCAGCUGGGAAACAGGGUGUCAGCUGGCGUCUUUGAGCCGGUGGUGAUCGAGAGCCAUUAGAACACGUCAGUUUUCGUAAUGUGGUGGAGUUCUCACCAUUUUCCCCUCUCGCUGCCUCGCAUGGAGGCGAGACACUGAAGGAGGAAAAGGAGCCUGAGGCGUCCCUGUAUUGCGUGUGAGGAAUGCACCACUUCAGAGGGUUCAAGCGUCCCUAAGAUUAUCUCAAACAAACAAUUGGUCAUAUAUCCAGGUCUUCAUUUGCUGUUUGUCACAUAAAGAAUGUGGAGAAUAGCCAAAUAACCACUUGUUGUCUUUGAAUGCAAUGACUUGAAGGCUUACAUUCCCCCCCCAUGCUUGUCAGCAAACUGCUUAGCAUCCCCGAACCAAAAGGAUCAUGGGAAUUGCUCCACUGUGAAAGUACAGGAGAGCAAGUUCCAUUGGACCUUUUGUCCAUUCCAUGUGACUGCCGAGGACUCUGGGCAAUGAAGUCUUUAGUUGUCUAAUGUAGUUAUUUUUAGACAAAGGGAUCAACUGUUAAAGCGUAGCACCUCCCACUGCUGUGAGUGUAGAUUUUAAACUUUGACUAACCAUUUUGAGUUACUGGGACAGCUAAGCAGUUCUUAAUGUGAUUUAACGGAAUGUAUGCUGCAUUGCUGUUAUUAGUAUAGAUCAUGAAUUGGGUGGGGGAUAUGUUGAAAUACAGGAAUCUAGGUAGCUUUCUGAAUCUAGUCAGGGAAAUCGAUAGAAACCACUAGGCAAAAACUUGAUGGAAGUAUAUGUAUGAAGCUUUAAAAGCCAUGUAACUGUGAUGUUGUCUUUCUUUUCUAUGUGAUCUCUCUUUGCUCAGUCUAGUUGUUUCUUUGCCAGUCACAGGCACAGAGAGGGACCUGAUAAAGCUUUUCUGGCCAUUUUAUUUUCCUUUAUAUUUAAUAAUUGUCCUUGUCUGUCUGUCUGUCUGUCUGUCUGUUUCUUUUUUUGCUACGCUUUCUUUGUGCCUCUUAAAAUGCAGUCUGCCUGAUGCGCACCAGCUGGGCUGGUUGCCUCGUCAGGACAAGAGGAAUACCUGUUAUGAUUUUUCUUUAUUAUUAAUUUGUUUCAUUUGUUUGUUUUAUAAUGAUGAACUACCUGCCUGUGAGGGUUCCAUUUGUGGAGGUUUUUUUUUUUUUUUUUUUUUUUAACUCUCAUUUGAAGAGGAAAUGAUCUCAGCUGAAUUGUACUGGGCUUUCAGACCUGUGUACAACAGAAGGGAUUAUGGGAGAUCCUGGGUUAGCAACUCUUUGCUGACAGAUGCUUUGCAGGCUCUUGCCCUACACUGUGUUCCCUUUUCCCUCCCUCACAUUGUCACCCUAGUUUGCCAAACGUUCCCUAGAGCUUAAAUAACCCCAAAACUGGUUUGUGUUUUCAAAUUCAAAAUAGGGUUUAGGAGACCCUGUGGAAGUGGCCACGAAACUGGGCUUUUUUCUUGAUGCUGCAUCUCACAAAUAUACCACCACUGUAAGAGAUUUUGAGAGGAAGAGAACUUUGCACAUCUGUGAACAGACAAAGGGAGUUGAAUUGGCAUCUCAGGGGCCAACUGGGGUGUUUUGUAGGGUUUCUAUGAGAGACAGAAUCCAAAUGACUGAGUGUCAUCUUGUUUUUGUAUUGCUGUCAUCUCUGGCAAAUCACACUUCCUGUUGACCGGGAAAGGUUAUUAGCAAACAGAAAAAUUGAUUCCUAACCAUUUCUGUGUGUUUGCAGUUGGCUGCAUUGAAACUUGUUUGAAACUAAACUUUCUGAACAAGCAAGGCUUAUUUUCUUGCCUUGCUUAAGAGCACCUUUUAAGAACUUUAUCCUCUCACACAGUUCACUCAGUCUAAUCUGGUUGGCUCAUAAUUUGGCAAUCUUUUCUCCGUUUUUCAAAAUAUGGCUAUUUUCACUUUGUGACAUAAGCACCAAGCACAAGGGAUUCAGUGUAUCUUCUGCAGUCCCAGUAAAAAAAAUUCAACACAAGCUUCCUCUCUUCUUGCCAUUUUGUCUUGGCUGUGGCUGAGUGUGAGAGGAUGAAAAGGGUAAAUAUCUGUUGCAGUUUCCAGGGGCGAUGAACAACAUGCUGCUUGCAGAACUUAAAGUUCUCUGGGCCUGGGGGUGGGCCGACCCAGAUUUGGGCUCCUGUGCAGUGGGAACUGGGUUCUGUAGUUUGGGGCCCUCUGAUAGUAUCUAUAGCUACUACAGCACACCCUGGUGGUGUGGAGAAAUAGAUUACUUGUGUACCUGCCCAGCUGUAGAGCCCAUUUUCCGUAUGUCCUUUUAUUUUAUAUUGGGUAUUUGCAUUUUAAAAGAGACCAAACAUACAGCAGCAAGUAGAAAUGCUCAAAUUUUUUGUUGUUGCUAGAAUUCAUGUUUUUAAAAUUAUAAUUAAACAUAGCCACUUUACUUUUUUGUUUUGUUUCGAGUACAUUUUAAGAACAGCAAACAUUAUCAAGAGGCUGCACUUUUUUGUGAAACAUGUCAUUUCUUUGAUCAUUGUGGAUGUCUUGGGGGCCCUAACACACUGAAUCUACAUAUUUAAAUAGCUGUUGCUUUAACAUGUGGAGCAUUGUCACCUCUGGGGAUUGGGGUAUCUUUCAACUGUGUUACAGUAUCUUUUCAAUAUAGAUUCUUCUCUUUUAUUAAAAAAUAUAAUGAUUAGGUGUUGCUGUUUUUCCAAACCAGCUGGCUGGUUUAUGUUUCUCUUUUGAUAUGCUAUACACACCAAGAGGAGAGUGUGAAAUCCAUCCCUCUCUUUUGUGGAACGGUAAAAUAGUGGAUUAUAGAAACAAAUAUAUGUAUUAAUAUUGAAGAGUAAUUUGUGUUUCUUGUUUUCUGAACUUGUUUUGUAAAAGAGGGCUUGAUUUGUUGUACACAGUGUUUUUUUGUUCUUCCCAACAGACUUGACGUAUUUGACCUAUUUGUAACUCUGUGAUUGUUUUUCUUACUCUUUGAUGUAAGACACUGUUGUUAUGGACUGACCAUUGCAGUGAUCCUUGAUGAACUGUGAAUCUGGCAACCAUAUUGUGAUCCACCACUGGAUAAAACAACAUAGCUCAGAAAAACAUUAUCAUGUUAAUGCUCCCAUUGUUAUGGAAGGUAUUUCAUUGCCUUCUUUUUUACUUUGUUAUUUUUUUUAAAAUUAACUUGUAACUUCUCUGUUGCGUGAUCAUUUGUACAAUAGUCUACUGUUUGGGAUCAGGAUCAAGGACUAACCUGAAGCUUGACCCCGUCAACUUAUCACAUUAGCAAACACGUGCCACAGGUCAUGAGAUGUUGUUUCAAUUCACCGGUGGUUCACUAUAAAGCACUGAUCUCAAACUACAGUCCUGGAGAAUUGCAGGUGUUUGCAGGUUUUUGUGUUUUCCUAUCAGUAAGCAACCAAUUUAAGCAAACCAGCGUUGGAAACAAGGUGUAUGGAGUUAGCCAAUUAUUGACUUGAAUGAAGCACUUAAGUGCUGAAAUAUACCAAAACCCAGCAGAAUAUGUGGCCUUGCAUUACUGCAGUUUGAGAUCUUUGCUGAAAAGGGCAAGGAGACCUAGAGAAAGUUAGAUGGGCACAACUUAACCAGUAGACGACAGAAUGCUUGUGGGAUUUUGGGAUUUUAAAAGAAACAGAACAUAAAGUGGAGUGCUAUGAUUAAUACUGAUACUGCUCAGAGGGGAACUAUUUUUGUAUCUCUUUGUUGAUUUAUAA
Molecule: messenger RNA, 5575 nt
Organism: Anguilla rostrata (American eel)
Lineage: Eukaryota; Metazoa; Chordata; Actinopteri; Anguilliformes; Anguillidae
Gene: eeig1a
Product: estrogen-induced osteoclastogenesis regulator 1a
Exons: 12
Coding region: 778-1932 (384 amino acids)
Source: RefSeq, a predicted model, not a curated record